Molecule: messenger RNA, 1574 nt
Organism: Mytilinidion resinicola
Lineage: Eukaryota; Fungi; Ascomycota; Dothideomycetes; Mytilinidiales; Mytilinidiaceae
Product: A subunit of glutamyl-tRNA amidotransferase
Exons: 4
Coding region: 35-1486 (483 amino acids)
Biological process (GO): mitochondrial translation; glutaminyl-tRNAGln biosynthesis via transamidation
Cellular component (GO): glutamyl-tRNA(Gln) amidotransferase complex; mitochondrion
Molecular function (GO): glutaminyl-tRNA synthase (glutamine-hydrolyzing) activity
Source: RefSeq, a predicted model, not a curated record
CUCGAUCACACUCCAAUGCGCUCCUUGCGCACCUAUGUCUCUCUUGCGAGGAGCAGAAAGAUGUGUAGCUGCCAUUGCUAGAACGAAGCACCUCAAUGCCUUCAUCAGCUUGCCUGAGGAGUCUGCGCUUUUGCGACAGGUCCAAGACGCAGAGACAAAUGGUAGGGGACCACUCAAUGGCAAACUUAUAGCCAUCAAGGACAAUAUCUGUACCUCCGACCUUCCUACCACCGCCGCUUCCAGUAUCCUCAAAUCCUUCACGAGUCCCUACGAUGCGACUGUCAUUAAGCAACUCCGCGCUGCCGGCGGCCUUAUUGCCGGCAAGACGAACAUGGAUGAAUUUGGAAUGGGAUCACACUCUACUCGGUCCUUCUUCGGAGAAGUAGCCCAAGGAACAAGAAAUAACAAACGCGUAUCUGCGGGCGGAAGCUCUGGAGGAAGCGCUGUAGCGGUUGCAAGCAAUAAUGCUUGGGCGGCUCUGGGUACAGAUACAGGCGGCAGUGUGAGGCUACCCGCAGCAUAUACCGGGACAAUAGGCUUCAAGCCUUCGUACGGCCUCAUUUCGCGUUGGGGUGUAAUUGCAUAUGCCAACUCUCUGGAUACAGUUGGGGUUUUUGCCAGAAGCUCACAGGAUGCUGGGACUGUUUUUAACGCAUUGAAUGCCCACGAUCCCAAAGACCCCACGAGUCUCCCUGCCUCCACUCGAUCUCGCAUUUCUUCCGUGGUGUCUAAAGCUUCCCGGAAACGCCCUCUCCGAAUCGGAGUGCCCAUCGAGUACAACAUAGCAGAGUUAAACCCCGAGGUGCGAGCUGUGUGGAUGCAGACGCUUCGAAUGUUUGCCAACAAAGGGCAUACAAUCCACCCGGUGUCACUUCCAACCACCUGUCACGCGCUCUCCGCCUAUUAUGUGCUCGCUCCCGCGGAAGCCUCCUCUAACCUUGCGAAGUACGAUGGUGUCCGAUAUGGCAGCCGAGCGCCUGGAUCUGAUGCUUCAUCAGAAACGAAGAGCGUUCUGUUUGCAAAGUCCCGCGGCGAAGGCUUCGGGGAUGAAGUCAAGAGGAGAAUUCUUCUUGGCGCCUACACGUUGAGCGCAGAGGCCAUUGACAACUACUUCAUACAAGCACAGAAGGUACGAAGAUUGGUCCAACACGAUUUCGAUCGUGUGUUCGCUCUUCCCAACCCGCUCUUGGAUGAACAGCCGGCCAAUGGAGAGAACAACCAAGUUGACAUUCUUGUUUGUCCUACUGCGCCCACGCUCCCGCCUACCCUGAAAUCGCUGGAGGGUCAAUCGCCCGUUGACGCAUACAUGAACGAUGUCUUCACCGUGCCAGCAAGUCUCGCAGGACUUCCAGCCGUGAGCAUUCCGGUGGGGUACGUGGUUGAUGGUGCUGCGGCGACGGUGGGAAUUCAAGUAAUUGGGCAAUAUGGAGACGACCAGCUCGUACUUGACUUUGCGUCACAAUAUGAGAGACUUAAACUGUACUAAAUAUGUAGAUCAUUGUGAAUACUAUUGUAAAUAGCGGACGGCCACCACCUUUUUGAAUUGUGGAAUUUAUUGCACAAGUUUUAGAUCG